Molecule: messenger RNA, 1549 nt
Organism: Etheostoma spectabile (orangethroat darter)
Lineage: Eukaryota; Metazoa; Chordata; Actinopteri; Perciformes; Percidae
Gene: metrnla
Product: meteorin like, glial cell differentiation regulator a
Exons: 4
Coding region: 257-1123 (288 amino acids)
Biological process (GO): positive regulation of brown fat cell differentiation; energy homeostasis
Molecular function (GO): hormone activity
Source: RefSeq, a predicted model, not a curated record
AUCAGUGCUGCAGUCUGAGCUGAACUCAGAACUCACUCUACAUUUUUACGGAGCGCUGUCAGCAACACUGGGCGCUACGGACCGAGUUUGAAUAAGCGCCGUUACUCGUCUGCACUCCCCGAGAAUCAAAGAAGAAAGCCCCGGGGGAACAGCAUCGAGCGGACAGGGGACACAUGGAAACGACAUGUAGCUGGACAUACGGCGGUGGACUUCAUAGUUUCGCUCGAGAAGAGGCGAAGUGAGCUGCCAAAUAAACAUGCUCACCCCGAUGCUGGCCUCCCUGCUGCUGCCUCUUCUCCUUCUCUGUCGGAUUUCUUUCUGCCAAUAUUCAAGCGACCAGUGCAGCUGGAAGGGAAGUGGUUUGACUCAUGAAGGCCACGCCAGGGAUGUAGAGCAGGUGUACUUGCGUUGCUCCCAAGGCUCUCUGGAGUGGCUCUAUCCCACAGGGGCCAUCAUUGUUAACCUCCGACCCAACACGGUCUCCCCUGCCGCCGCCCGCCUCUCUGUCUGCAUCAAACCCUCUGCACACUCCAGCGGCACCAACAUCUACCUGGACCGUAAUGGCAAGCUGCGGUUACUGCUACGUGAUCAGGACCAAGCUCAGGGCAAGGUGCAGUGCUUCAGUAUCCAGGAGGGGGCUGUCUUCAUCGAGGCCGUCCCGCACAUGGACAUCAGCCGCCGCAUCACGGCGUUCCAGUAUGAACUUGUCAACGACAGGCUGGGGCCAUUGGCACACUCACAGGAUGCACCUUGUCAGCCCUGCAGCAACACUGAAAUGCUUCUAGCGGUCUGCACCAAUGACUUUGUGGCACGGGGCAGCAUUACGAAGGUGGAGCAGGAGGAGGAGGAGCACUCGAUUGUCACUGUGGAGAUCAGCCGCCUCUACAGACAGAAGACCCAGGUUUUUGUAUCUGGGGGUGUGAGGGUACGGAGGUGGACUGGCCACAUUAAAAUGCCUCUUCAGUGUGGGGUGAGGUUUGGGGAGGGCGAGUUCCUCUUCACUGGGACAGUGAGGUUUGGGGAGGCCUGGAUGGGAUGCGCCCCACGCUACAAAGACUUCCUGCAGUUGUAUCACGAGGCACAGGAUCGGGGGACCAACCCCUGUCACGUGGACACGUACUAAAUGUGUUACCUGCCCACGCUUGGAAAUAAGACAUGUCCUUACUGGGUGGGGAGGAGAGCUGAACCAAGAGUUCAUGUUUAGGAGAGAACGAGACUUACAGACUGGCCCAGUGGCAGAGCCUCUCUCCUCUCCUGCUGUCUCAUGACCCUUUGGAGACAAAGGCUGAAGCUCCUGAAUGUUGCUAAGCAGCAAGCUGGAUGGACUCCGCUCGUCGAACGUGAUGCAACGUGGAAUGUUGGACAAUGACCUCCCAAGUUUUAAAUGUAGCAAACCGCCAUUUGUUUUUUAUUUGUAAAUAAUGUGAAUGAACAUUGUAUAUUUUGAAGCUCUGCGUGCUUUGUAAAAAUGUUUGUACAGUUUUGAAGUAAUUUCUUAUGACAGAAAUGUAUAAAGUGAAAGCCUGUUAUUUUUAUUUUGUUUAAAAAA